Messenger RNA from Oncorhynchus nerka (sockeye salmon), 2528 nucleotides. RefSeq names its product angiopoietin-related protein 2-like. The record is from RefSeq and is a predicted model, not a curated record. Bases 326 to 1798 code for a protein of 490 amino acids. The transcript has 7 exons. NCBI's taxonomy places the organism in Eukaryota, Metazoa, Chordata, Actinopteri, Salmoniformes, Salmonidae.
CUUGAGUCUUUCUUGCUGUAGCUCAGUCUCUCUGGUCUGCCUGAGACACACUAGGAAAAAGGGUCGCCGGGCUGCAUGCUACAGCCACAACGGUGGACUUUCUCAUUGGGAGGCAAUUCUGCGGCAGUAGACCAUUCUGAGGCAAUGCUAAGGAAAGGUCCGUUAGUCCUGUCAUCUGGAUUCUAGAUGAGGAUGCUUUAAAGAAGUACAUUCUGUACCCAUUAGAGCUCAGGAUUCUGGGAUACGCACAGGAACACAGCUGACGGAGUUUGCCAACUGACUCUAUACCUCUGAAUAGGACUGAGAAGAGCAGUUGAACAGGUAGAUGGAGAAGCAGCUGACUAUUGGCCUGUCUCUGUUGCUGGGGCUCCUCCUAGUCAUGCCUGAGGUGGGGGGGCGGAAGGAAGAGUCCCAGAAGCGCCCGUCCCGCUCCUCAGAGCUAAAAGCAGGCCGCUGCUCCUACACCUUUAUCAUUCCCCAGCAGAAACUGAAAGGGGCGCUGUGCGUGAGCACCGAGUCCACCACCGGAGCCUCCAACCACUCAGAGGUAACGGCUCUGCGGGGUGAGUUCAGCCGUCAGCAGGAACAGCUGGAGAAGCUGAGGAGCCAGCUAGAACAGGAGGGGGCCCUGGUUACGGAGGUAGGGGCACUACGGAAAGAGAGCGGCAGCAUGAACUCCCGCAUUGCCCAGCUCUAUGCCCAGCUGCUGCACGAGGUCAUGUACAGGAAGGACCAGGUGAUCGAACAGAGGCGGGUCGAGAACCUACUGCUCAACGUCACCGCACAGAUGCUGCAGAUCUCCACUAGUUACAGGGAGCUGGAGAAGAAGUAUGGAGCCCUCACCUCCAUGAUGAGCAACCAGAGUCAGCUCAUCGCUCGGCUGGAGAAGCUGUGCCAGGCCACCAAGAACACUACCCCACCUCCACAGAUGACCUCUGAACCCCUGAGUAUCCAGUCCAGUGGGUGUCUGAAUGACAGCUCACAGUCCAAGGAGAUGGCUAAUGAUGUUCAGAGAGACCAGGGUUCCCCUCCACUACAGCCACAGGAGGAGAGAGAACCCCUGCAGGGGACAAAGGUGCUCCCCACCAACAUGGCCGACACCCCUACCGACGCCCCCUUCAUAAGCUUCCCUGUCACUAAGACCCCAGGACCCUGGAGGGACUGCCAGCAUGUGCUGGACUCGGGCGAGACCACCAAUGGGAUCUACCUGCUGCGUCCACAGAGCGCCAACCGGCUUCUGCAGGCCUGGUGUGAACAGACCAAGGCCCAGGGAGGCUGGACCGUCAUCCAGAGGAGACAGGACGGAUCAGUCAACUUCUUCAGGACCUGGGAGCAGUACAAGCAAGGCUUUGGGAACCUGGAUGGAGAGUACUGGCUGGGUCUGGAGCACCUCUACUGGCUGACCAAGCAGGCCCACUACAAGCUUCGUGUGGCCAUGGAGGACUGGCAGGGCCGGCAGGUGUUUGCAGAGUACGACAGCUUCCGCCUGGAGCCUGAGAGCGACUGGUACCGUCUGAGGCUGGGGGAAUACCAAGGCAACGCCGGAGACUCAAUGUCCUGGCACAAUGACAAAGCCUUUACAACUCUGGACAAGGAUAAGGAUGCUUAUUCAGGGAACUGUGCCCACUUCCAGAAGGGGGGCUGGUGGUACCACAUGUGUGCCCACUCCAACUUAAACGGCGUGUGGUAUCGAGGGGGUCACUACCGCAGCCGCUACCAGGACGGGGUUUACUGGGCAGAGUUCCAUGGGGGCUCCUACUCCCUCAAGACAGUCACCAUGAUGAUCAAACCCACCUAACCCUCUUCCCAUUAGAUAUACACCACAGGAGGUUGGUGGCAUCUUAAUUGGGGAGGACGGGCUCGUGGUAAUGGCUGGAGUGGAAUAGUUUCAAAUGUGUUUGAUGCCAUUCCAUUCACUCCGUUCCAGCCAUUAUUAUGAGCCGUCCUCCCCUCAGCAGCCUCCUGUGUUAUACACAUGUCAAUCAUGCAUCACAGCAAUAUUAUGGUUCCUUCAUGGAUGAGGAAGGAUGUUAAUGAAGUUCUUAUAUGUUAAACAGGUAUGUUAAUAAGACAGCGUUAGACUGACAUGCCAACACAACAUGUGGAAUUGUUUUAUAACUGCAAUGUAUUUAUUUGAUAAAAAAUUGCAAAAAAAUGUUUGAAGAUUACACCACAAGGUGAAGUAGGAGUCCGUUUCUUUUGCUAAUGAGAACUGACGUUGUGGUUUGAUGCAGUGGUGUAAAGUACUUAAGUAAAAAAUACUUUAAAGUACCACGUAAGUCGUUUUUUGGGGGUAUCUGUACUUUACUAUUUAUAUUUUUGAUGACUUUUACUUUAUUACAUUCUUGAAGAAAAUAAUAUACUUUUUACUCCAUACAUUUUCCCUGACACCCAAAAGUACUCAUUACAAUUUUAAUGCCUACCAGGACAGGAAAAUGGUCUAAUUCACGCACAUUAAGAGAAAAUCCCUGGUCAUCCCUACUGCCUCUGAUCUGGCAGACUCACUAAAUACAAAUGCUUUGUUUAUA